UAAUAUUUAGGUGAAAAGUAUGGCUGUCAUCGUUGUGAUUUUUUGCUUUCUUUUCUUCGGUUGAAUCUAACCAUAAUUGAGCUCAACCCUUUCAAGAUCUUUCAUGUCUCUGUUUCUCUAACCACUGAACGUAAACAACAACCCCUGGAAAGACAGAAAACUUUCUGUGUGAUUACUGGGUUAUCAGUAGCUUCCACAAGUACCAGAAACUGUCGAAGAUCCCAUUAGGGUGGAAAAGGUGAGCUGAUAAUGCGCAGCUAAAAGUCCGUCUGCUAAAAACAGUACUUUGAAAAAACUGUUUGUGUCUUAGUCGUAAUUCAUUCAGCUCUGGAGUGGUGUUGUGUAGUUAUGGGUGAAUCAAUGUUUGCUGCCACAAGUUACGAAGAUAAGAUAGGAGGCACAGCUGCCUCAGAUCCUGCUCUUCAAGUAUCAGUUUCAUUUGGUAGAUUUGAGAAUGAUUCUUUGUCUUGGGAGAAAUGGUCGUCCUUCUCACAGAAUAAGUACUUGGAGGAAGUAGAGAAGUGUGCCACUCCUGGAACUGUAGCUGAGAAAAAGGCCUACUUUGAGGCCCAUUACAAAAAGAUUGCUGCUAGAAAGGCUGAGCUAAUUGCUCAGGAGAAGCAAAUGGAACAUGAAUCAUCGAUGGAAAACAACCAUAACAUUGGAGAUCUAACGGGCAAGAAUGGCCAGACGGGUUCCAGCUUUGAUGUGUCCGAUGGCCAAACUUCUGCUGAAGGGAUUAGGCACGAAAGUAAAUUGGAUAAUGAGCGGGAUGGUGGCCAUGUUGAUGAGCCUUAUGAAGACGCUGCAAUUGAUGUACAUGGUCAAGCGUCAUUGAGUGGGCUCUAUGAAGACGCUGCAAAUGAUGUACAUGGUCAAGCCUCAUUGAGUGGGCUCUAUGAAGACGCUGCAAAUAGUCAAGCCUCAUCGAACGGGAGAGUGAAAGAAGAACUGGACAACAAAUUAGAUAGCCCCGAGUCAACCAAGCUGGAAGAAUUGGCUUUAAUAAAAGAGGAAAAGGGAUAUCAAGAUAUGAGGGAAUUGCCAAAGAACUCAGAAAAAGAGAUGGAAAGCAUCCUAAUGAUCAAAGUGGAAAAAGUGAAGUUCGAUCAUCAAAGGGGAUCUUCAAAGAUUAUUCCAACGAGCAAAGUUAGAGAUAUAGCAGGGGCAAAGAAGAAAGCAGAACCACUUGUAACUAAACAGCCACAAAUUUCCAUUCCGAAGGCCUCAAAGCGUGUGCCAACUUCUAGUUCACUGUCUGCAUCACAGUCUUCCACGAAGAAAUUGAAUGGCUCAUUGUUACCAAGGAGCAAAAAUCCUCCUCCUGGAGGGAACAAGAAAGUGACUUCUAAAUCCUUGCACUUGUCUCUGACCAUGGAUCCCUCAAAUUCUGAGCCAGAUCAUCUUAUAACUACUAGAAAAUCAUUUAUUAGGGAGAAAAUGGGGGAUAAGGACAGUGUCAAAAGAGCAUUCAAGACAUUCCAAAACAAUUUUAGCCAGUUGAAAUCUUCUGCUGAAGAGAGAGCUAUUAGAGAAAAGCAGGUCUGUCACCUGGUGCCUGCCAAAGGGACAGAUGUUAAGGUUUCCACAUCAAUGACACCACGAACGGAGAAUAUGAUGUCUCUCAAAUCCAGUCGGGUGGAUAGGAAAACUGCUAAGCUGGCCCCAUCUUCUUUUGUCUUGAAAAGUGCUGAAUGGACAAAGAGAAGGAACGAGUUUUCCAUGAAAUUGGAAGAAAAAUCUAAUGCUAAGCCGGCAAAGAGCACACAACUUCGAACAAAAUCAAAGGAGGAAAAAGAGGAAGAGAUUAAAAAGCUAAGACAGAGCUCUAAUUUCAAACCCACGCCAAUGCCAGGUUUCUAUACAGCACAGAAGGCAUCGAAAAGCCCAUUAGAUAAGGAGGGUUCCAAGACGCUUCGGAUAUAGAGUUACGCACAAUCUACCAGGAAUGAGAUGCAAAGAAAUUUUUCUCCAAGAAACAGUGGGUGAGGCCUGAGGGGUAGUCCAUUCACAUUGGAGGCUGCAUGCAUAUAUUUCUAGACGAUGAUUGUACCUAUGGAGUGGAGGAAUUGCUUUCCAGCGAGGAACCCUGUAUAUUGGAAUUGCAACCAGAGAAACCGGAUAUCAUUAACCAUGCUGUCUAGAUAGAUGGGAGAUUAGUUGUGUGACAGAAAACGGUAAGAAGUGAGCACUGCCCUGUUUUUCACUCAUCAACUUUGGAGGCAUGGAUGUAGGACGUAGAAGUAAAAAUAAAUAAAUUGUUGUGUGAGAUCAAAAGUAUCAAAUCGGUAGAAAUGCAUGGAGGCCCUGUAAUAGUUUGUAUAUAUUUACUUUUAUUUGUGAUGGUACCGUGCUCUGCUUUUGUAAAGAUGUAUUUUCCAGGCGUCUUGUCCUGCAAAUUUACACACCAUGAGGUUCAACAGGCCGCCUGCAGCAUUAUUUAAUGGGAGCUAACAAAAAUAUUCUACCAUAUGGGCAAGAAGUAGAUUUUAGCCAUAUCAACCAAGCCUGCUGCAUCGAAAUCCAAGCUCCAACUACUCUUCAAUUCUUGCAUUGCAAGCAACUGUACAUAUUUCUAAGCUUUGUAUUUCUGUCAUUCAUCAAGUCAAAGAAGGAAAAUUUCCUCCAGUCAAGGGCAAUGAGAAAGGAAGGCGAUAACUGAUACACUCCCGUAUUUCCGCUGUCCAAUAUUCUAUUCAAACUGGUAAACUUACCCAGUAGAGUGCUUUGUUUCUCACUCAAUUGCAGCAUGGAAUCCUCAUCUGUAACCGAAAAUAACUGCGCUGUUGUGUGCUCAUGAUUCCAUUUCCAUGAGAGAAAUCGAGUGUUUUCCUCGUCU
Messenger RNA from Populus euphratica (Euphrates poplar), 2839 nucleotides. RefSeq lists its product as uncharacterized. The transcript is spliced from 10 exons. Lineage: Eukaryota; Viridiplantae; Streptophyta; Magnoliopsida; Malpighiales; Salicaceae. Bases 349 to 1926 code for a protein of 525 amino acids. The record is from RefSeq and is a predicted model, not a curated record.